UAAGUAAAUGAGUUCUGGCGAGAAGAUGGCGUGGGCAUUUGCCCUGUUUCUUAAAAAUUAAAACCAGAGAAUGAACUUUCAUUUUCAUCAGGAAGCAAGGCACUGAUUCAACGAAGCAAGCAUCUGCCCAUCUGCCAGAAUGGCGACGAGCUAUCGUUGUUUAUACUCAGAAUUUGGAUCACAAACGUGGAGGCAUAAUCGAGCAGUCGAAUGGGCAGAUUUAGGGUUUGCUCGCUUUUGUUGUGGAGGGCAGUUUUCUGUUUGGAAUGAGGGCUCCAAACAGCUCGAGUUUUUAGCAUUAAAUGGGGAAACCGAAUCCUUUUUGUUUCUCAAGGCAUAAACUGUGGAGAAUGAAGAUGUAGACAAAUAGAGUUCCUAUAAAUGAGGAGGGCAUGUGCUUGCUGCUUCACAAGCCGAUCAUCCGACAGCAAUCAUCAGAAUCCCAACAGUGACAAGCCUUCGCAGAGCUCUGUCGUGACCAUGGAGACCACCCAGAAGAACAAUGACAAUGAUGUUUCAGGGGCUGUGGAAGAAAACACGACCAAAAUAAGUCCUCCACUAGCUGCUAAUAUCUUACUGAACCAUGACUUCUCAAUGGGACUGCAAUAUUGGCACCCCAAUGGCUGUGAUGGCCGUGUAGCUUGGGCCGAGUCAAAUUACCGGGAAGAGGCAUCCAUCAAUUCAUAUUCUAAGUAUGCUGUUGUUACUAAUCGAAACGAAUGCUGGCAGGGAUUGGAGCAGGAAAUCACCAAUAAAAUUUCCCCAGGCAUUACUUAUUUAGUUUCAGCAAGUGUUGGAGUAUCAGGACCUCUUCAAAGAUCUGCUGAUGUGCUAGCAACCUUAAAGCUAGAAUAUAAUGAUUCUGCUACAAGCUUUUUGUUCAUCGGGAGAACUACUGUGUUGAAAGAGAAGUGGGAGAAAUUGGAAGGUACAUUCUCCUUGUCGACCAUGCCAGACCGAGUUGUAUUCUAUCUGGAAGGGCCUUCUCCGGGCAUUGAUUUACUCAUACAGUCAGUGGAGAUUACCUGUGCUGUUCCAAAUGAAUUUGAGUUAUCUGAGAAGGUUGGAAUUGGAAGUGCCAAUGCUGACGAUGAGAAUAUUAUUCUAAACCCGAGAUUUGAGGAUGACAUCAAAAAUUGGUCUGGAAGAGGAUGCAAGAUUGCCCUGCACGAUUCAAUGGGAAAUGGAAAAGUUCUCCCACAGUCUGGGAAGUUUUUUGCUUCUGCAACCGAGCGCACGCAGAGCUGGAAUGGGAUUCAGCAAGAGAUCACAGGAAGAGUGCAGCGAAAGCUUGCUUAUGAUGUUGUUGCUGUUGUUCGGGUAUAUGGCAACAAUAUCACCACUACUGAUGUACGGGCUACUUUAUGGGUGCAAACACCAAAUCUCCGCGAACAAUAUAUCGGCAUUGCCAAUGUGCAGGCAACAGAUAAGGAUUGGGUAAAAUUACAGGGGAAGUUUCUUCUAAACGCUUCCCCAUCAAAGGUUGUCAUAUAUCUGGAAGGUCCACCUUCUGGAGUCGAUAUUCUCAUCGACAGUCUUGUUGUCAAGCAUGCACAAAAGAUUCCUCCUUCACCUCCACCAGUUAUUGAGAAUCCAGCCUAUGGAGUCAACAUAAUUGAGAACAGCAGUCUAAGUAAUGGCACCAAUGGAUGGUUUCCCCUUGGAAAUUGUACGUUAAAUGUUGGAACAGGGUCGCCGCAUAUUGUUCCUCCUAUGGCCAGAGAUUCCCUUGGCCCUUCUGAACCGCUCAGCGGCCGCUACAUCCUUGUGACGAAUCGCACACAGACAUGGAUGGGUCCUGCUCAGAUGAUCACUGAUAAGGUGAAACUCUUUCUAACGUACCAAGUGUCUACUUGGGUAAAGAUUGGCUCUGGGGCAACUGGUGCACAAAAUGUUAAUGUUGCACUCGGAGUUGAUAACCAAUGGGUCAAUGGUGGGCAAGUCGAGAUCAGUGAUGAUCGAUGGCAUGAAAUUGGGGGUUCCUUUAGGAUUGAAAAACAAGCAUCGAAAAUUAUGGUUUAUAUACAAGGUCCUGCUCCAAGCGUCGACUUAAUGGUUGCUGGACUUCAAAUUUUCCCUGUUGAUCGCCAUGCAAGGUUAAGAUAUUUGAAGACACAGACAGAUAAGAUCCGCAGGCGCGAUAUCACCCUCAAAUUUUCAGGAUCCAGCUCUAGUGGCACGUUUAUAAAAGUCAGACAAAUGCAGAACAGUUUUCCUUUUGGGACUUGCAUCAGUAGAACAAACAUUGAUAAUGAAGAUUUUGUCAACUUCUUGGUGAAGAAUUUCAACUGGGCUGUGUUUGGAAACGAGCUCAAGUGGUACUGGACAGAGCCACAGCAAGGAAACUUCAACUAUAAGGAUGCUGAUGAGUUGUUGGAUUUGUGCAAGAGCCACAACAUAGAGACUCGUGGUCACUGCAUCUUCUGGGACGUGCAGGGCACAGUACAACAAUGGAUUCAAUCCUUGAACAAGAACGAUAUGAUGGUUGCCGUUCAAAAUCGCCUCACGGACCUGUUGACACGCUACAAGGGAAAGUUCAAGCACUACGAUGUCAACAAUGAGAUGUUGCAUGGAUCAUUCUAUCAAGAUCAUCUGGGGAAAGAUAUUCGAGCUAACAUGUUCAAGACCGCUAACAAACUCGAUCCAUCAGCUCUCCUAUUCGUGAAUGACUAUCACGUUGAGGAUGGAUGCGACGCCAAAUCUUGUCCAGAAAAGUACAUAGAGCAAAUUCUUGAACUGCAAGAGCAGGGAGCUCCAGUGGGAGGAGUUGGGAUCCAAGGGCAUAUUGACAGUCCAGUGGGGCCAGUUGUUAGUUCUGCUUUAGACAAAAUGGGCAUUCUAGGCCUUCCAAUCUGGUUCACAGAACUCGACGUGUCGUCCAUUAACGAACACAUCAGAGCGGAUGACUUGGAAGUUAUGCUUCGAGAAGCUUUCGCCCAUCCUGCAGUAGAAGGUAUAAUGUUAUGGGGAUUCUGGGAGCUCUUUAUGAGCAGGGACAAUUCUCAUUUAGUGAAUGCAGAAGGUGAGAUCAACGAAGCUGGCAAACGAUACAUCGCCCUGAAACACGAAUGGCUUUCGCACGCGAGCGGGCAGAUCGAUGAGAAAAAUGAAUUCAAAUUCAGAGGCUUUCAGGGAACAUAUAAUGUGCAGAUUGUGAAUGCCUCAAAAAAGAUGUCAAAAACAUUUGUGGUGGAAAAGGGAGAUGCAGCAGUGGUGAUAUCUAUAGAUCUGUGAAACACAUUUCCAAAGAUGUGGGGUUACACAAGAAAAAAUAAAGUUCCUCUCCCUGUAUGUGAUUUCUAAUAUGUAAUUUCCAUUCAGAAUAAUAAAUACACGUGUGCUGUUCUCGUUGGUUAUCUUA
This is a messenger RNA of Momordica charantia (bitter melon), 3361 nucleotides long. RefSeq names its product endo-1,4-beta-xylanase 1. Gene Ontology annotation, molecular function: hydrolase activity, hydrolyzing O-glycosyl compounds. Gene Ontology annotation, biological process: carbohydrate metabolic process. Lineage: Eukaryota; Viridiplantae; Streptophyta; Magnoliopsida; Cucurbitales; Cucurbitaceae. The record is from RefSeq and is a predicted model, not a curated record.